Stylophora pistillata is the source of this 5394-nucleotide messenger RNA. Its product is annotated as ras-associating and dilute domain-containing protein. Gene Ontology annotation, molecular function: GTPase binding. The record is from RefSeq and is a predicted model, not a curated record. Lineage: Eukaryota; Metazoa; Cnidaria; Anthozoa; Scleractinia; Pocilloporidae. Gene Ontology annotation, biological process: signal transduction.
UUGUAUACAACCAAUGGUGUGAAAAUUUCAUUAAUAUUGCAUUGUCCUAGAACCAAUGAUCGAAGAGUUUGUUAAAACAGCAAUCUAAAAUAUCUUUUACUUGUCAAUCAACUUGUGCGGCGAAGUGUGUACACAACUUCCGAUUACUGAAAGAUGUCGAAUAGCGUGCCCUUUACGGAGCCCAGAACAGCGAAGUUCCGUAAAACUCGCCCCGUAUGCAUGGCUUUUUUCUGUACCUGAUGGAUGAUAUAAUACAGGGACAAGAGCCUCAGGGUUUAUUCUCGAAACGUUCGUCCUCAAAUAUCCUCUCCGAUCCAAGGAUUUUAGCUCAUUUGCGGAUCGUGGCAGAAGAGGCUCAAAGCUCCGAGCAGAAUCACGAACAUGAUGAAGAAUCAGAGCUGCAGAACACAAAACGGGAGCUUGGGCUUAAGAUAGCGGCUUACAACAAAGGAAACCAACACGGGGCAUUCCGACUGAUAUUGAAAGAGGAUUUAGGUUUCGAAGGUGCUUUACGUUUUUACUUUGAAGACGGGAAAGAGGAACUGACAAAGGCUCUACGCCUCACCAACAAAACUCUGGUUUCGGAGCUCCUACCAACGCUGAUCGAAAAGUUCAAGCCCGACUCUACGAACUCCGCGGUCGAGAAGAAGGCCAAACUGUAUGAAGUUUACGAAGAAGAUGAAAUCUGUUUAGAUCCAUCUGAUGCUCCACUUGAAAUUGCAUUGAAUGCCAAAAAGCAUCCAAGAUUUGUUUUGCGUUUGGAUGCUAAAACUUCACCAGAAACGAGUGCUGCAUCAAAUAGUGAAGGAGCCAUACACAAAACAUCAGUGUUAAAUGGGACAGCUUUGACUGAUCAUUCUAAAAACCGUAGUUUUCCAUCUCCAAGUCCAUCACUGGCCAGCACUAGAACUGCAGGCAGUGAUAAUAGUUCUUCUGGGAGCUUUGCUGGACAAUCACAGUUAAGAAAUGACAGCCCUUUACCUAGUAGAAAGCCAAUUACCAAGCCAAAAACACCAUCACCAACUCACAACGCACUAAACGACAAAAUGCCAUCAUCAGCAAGGAGUGAUAAGAUGAGAAACUUUUUCAGUUCCCCAAGGAGUGCUCUUGGAAUGUUUUUUGAUGCAGCAGGAAAUCAACCUGAUCAAAGUUCUCAUGCUGCAAACAAAACUGCUCGUUCAAAGCAUAAAAGAAAGGGAUCUCUUGGCCGUCUUAAAAGGAAGAAGGCAGAUCAAAACACGACCACUGAACUAUCUACUGAGCAGAUGGCACCAGGUAUUCUCAAGGUCUUUGGAGAUCAUGUUUCACCAGGUUCAAACUAUAAAAGUGUGCGGGCUACUGAGAUGACCACUGCAGAUGAAAUUGUUCAACAGGCUUUAGAGAGAUACUCGCUUUCCACAGAGAAGGCUUCUGACUAUGUGCUCUGUGAUGUAAUUGGAUACUUUACCAAGAGAAAAGGCAAUGUUAACAAUCUAGAAGAAGAUGCUGAUAAGUGGGAAACAGAGUAUGCCAGGGUUAUUAGUGACAAAGAGAAACCUCUUGUGCUUCAGCAAUUGUGGAAGCCAAUGGGAGGAUUUUCUCGCAGGUUUGAACUUCGGAAGCGGAUAGAAACUCAGCACUCUUCAUUUUUUAAACCAAGAGGUAGCAUUGCAAUUAUGAAAGCUGCAUCCAUGCGUGAAGCCCAUGUACCUACUAGUGUAAAGGAAAUCCGUCGUGACACAGGACAAAGUGAUGCAUCACACAUUUCAUCGAGUGAAGACCAGCUGUCAAGUGUUGGUGUUGAAGAGGGGGGUAGUUCUGGACGAGCAUCUUUAAUUGCAUCACCAUUUAUUGCACCCACAGACACACCACACCUUCUCCUUCUUAAAGGCUGUAGUAGCCCUGAUGACUAUUUAUACCACAGGUUAGAUGAACAGUUAUCUGUGGUUGGUUGUCCUGUGCAUCAACCUGGUAACCAGUCUCCUGAUGUGAUUCUAUUUGCACCAGAUAUUUUACCUCAACAUUGCACUUUGAUUAAAAGAGUGGAAACUUCAAGUACAGAUUUAGAACAAGAAUACAAUGAUUUGAAUUUUGCAGUUUAUUUAGAACCCUCCAGAGGUGCUGAUGUGUGCAUAAAUGGUGCAACUGUCUUAUCAUCUACAAAACUGAUACCUGGAGACUUAGUUUCUUUUGGAAAACAUUAUUGUUUCUUAUUCAAAGAUCCUUCUCAAGUUGCAGAUAGUUCCUUGAAAUUAUCCUGGGUUAAUGAUUUGAAACAACUUCACAAGAUGAAAACACCUGGGAAUCCAGAACAUACAACUGAUUCACAAAAUAUUCAUGACAGUGAUGCUUUUAAUAUUUCAAAUGCCGAAGAUGGUAUCGACAUUCCUGAUGAGGCACAGAAUGGUUUAUGGUUGUCUUAUUCUGUUCAAGAUGAAGAUUACCUGCUUGAUAUGGUAAUGAGCAUUGUAGAUUUAUCAGGAGAUGGUUACAAAUUAUCCCCUGCCUAUUUGUUGAUCUUGUGCAUCGAACACUCUGCAAGAUAUCACACUGAGCUACAAACCAGACAGCUUCUUGUCAAGAUAUCAAAUGGAAUCCAGACAGUUGCUUCAGAAAAAACUGCAGAAAUGUCAAAGACAAUAGACAGAACAUCAGUUCCAGAAAAAGCCUUAGAAGAGCUUCUUCCUCAGCUACGACCAGUGGUGUUUUGGAUGGCCAAUUGUCUGGAAAUGUUGCCUUACCUGCAAUGCCACAUGUCUUGUUACAUCAAAGACCCAUCUCAAAUGGCUGAGAGCAGUGAUGACAGUUUGUUCAAUGCAGAUGAAGAACUGCUUAUGUUUCUUGAAGAAGUUAUCAUUUACACUUUUCAACAGACUGUCUACCAUCUUACAAAGGUUUUGUAUAUCGCUCUUCCGGCGAUCUUGGACACAAAUCCAUUCCAAGACACAGACGAAGACAGUGACAAGAGACCACAGGAAGUGGAAACCGUAAUCAGCAUCUUCCAGACCACUUACGAUAUUGUGAAGGCUUAUUCCGUUCACGAAGACAUACUUCAUCAACUUUUUGCAUAUUUGUUUUUCUUCACAAACGCGUCCUUGUUCAACACCUUGAUGGAGCGGGGAGCUGGGGGCAAGUUCUACCGCUGGGCUAAGGGAGCGCAGAUACGGGGCAAUCUGGAUAUGUUGGAGAGCUGGGCUGCGCAGGUUCAACUUCACGACGAGGCUAAUGAGUAUUUGAUCAGACUGUCCACUGCGGCUGAUUUAUUAGCCACGCCCAAAGUUCAGCUCCUACAGGCUGACUGGGUGACAAUUAGAAGAGAUUUUCCAGCACUCAACCCGGCCCAAGUACAGCAAAUUCUGAGUGAAUACCAACUCGGUCCAGGCAAGUCUCGACCAAGAGGCUGGUUCCCUCCUCCAGAGGAAGUGGAACCUGCACUCCGCACAGCGGACAUUUUAUUGAACUUCUCCGAACAUCCACCGUUGAAACUCCCGACUGAAAGAUUUGUACUGGACUUUGAUAAUGGACCGACGGAUCAGUCCUUCUACUACUACUUAGAUACAAUUAAACAAGCAAUGAAUCCAGGUCUUGGUAAAAAUGGAGCAGGAACGGCAAGAAUGAACGGAAUAAAUAGAGUUCAACAACCGGAACCGGAAGUGCUUCAUUCAGAUGUGAUUCGUACUUCGUCACUAUCGCAUGGUCAAGAUCACGUGCCUGAUUUGGUAGUCUCCCCAGCCUCACCCUCAAAGGACAAGAAAGAAUUCUCAUUCGAGACGGUCAUGUCUGAUUCAACUCCAUCCCAGAAAGAGGACGAAACGAGUGUUCUUAAAGACAAAAGAUCCGUCGUCUCCGUUGAAAGAAGAGAGACUCCACCAAGAAGAGAUAAGGAUGCUUCGCUAAGUAAACCAAACGCCUCAGAUCCGUCAGUGAACUCCGAAUUUACCAAUGGCGGAAAGCGUCCCCUUUCCAGAUUAGUUUCAGGCCAAAAGACUGCAUCCAGAUCCAAUUUUCCAGUUAGUCUUCUAGAAGGACGUGAUUCCGCGGGGCUACCCAAUGAGGAGCCUUCUGCGAUGUCUGUCAGAACACUGGAGAGUAAAGACCCUACGGCUUCAGACGUACCCCUGGUUGGAGUUAAGGAUGAAAAUCAAAAUAUGGCAGUUGUGCCGGAGAGAAGAGCAGCUUCGCCUUCUACGAACGACAACUCCAAGUGGGUUGAAGUUACAGGUCCCGUGACACGUGAUGCCGUGAACAAUGCAGACGGACUGUCAGUACUUCCAGUGGACGACUCGGAAACUAACGAAGAACUGGCCUUACAGAUAGCCAUAGAUCCAACGGUAGAAACUUCUAAGGAAUUCGACGAGAGACGAGCGCUACAAAAGGCGAAGCUUUUGAGCCGUUUGAGAAAUGAAUCCGAUGUUGAUCUUGGAGGAGAAGUACCUGGAGGUAGAAGUGGAUCACCAGCUAAACUAGAGGGAAUGAGGGAAACAGAUGAUCGACAGGAUGACGUGUUUAUUGUAGAGCUGGAGAAAGGGGACGAAGGGAUAGGCUUGGGACUCAUUGACGGGCUGUACACACCAUUACGGUCCCCCGGGAUUUAUGUGCGGACCCUAGUGGCUGGUGGACCAGCUAUAAAGGAUGGUCGGCUUCGUCUUGGUGAUCGUAUCCUUGCUGUAAAUGGAACCAGUCUUGUUGGGGCCGAUUAUCAAAGUGCCAUGCAGCAAAUCCGUGAAGCAGGAAAACGUUUAUCUUUCUUGGUGGCCAAGUCUGAUAUUCAUGUGGCGAUGAAGAUCACCGCUUCAAGUUGCUAGCAAUCCCGCAAUUAUAGAGAUACCACUUCACGUUGUCAUGUCACGCACAAGGAACGUUGUUGCAUGACAUCCCAAACGUGGGCGGCGGGAAGACCCAAUGACGACUGUCCCUGUCCCUCUAAGAUUUGGCAGGACUUAGUUCGGAAGCCUGUUUUACUUUUUAUCGAGUUCAACAUCAGAUACUAUUUUACUCAGCUUUGUAAAGUGAUGAAAACUGUAUCUACUAACCAGCGUACUCGCUAGCUAGAACUAGAAUUUUUAUGAGAACAUAUUUUUGCUACAUUUGUCGAUUCCUAGAAACUCAUGUGGUUUGCAGUUUCUCCCAUUUUUUAACUUCAGGAGUGUAGAGUUUGUAACCACUUUUAUCCUAUUAGUAGUGUGAUGUGACUUAUAAGGUGUAUUCUACAUACUCUACAAUGUAAACCCUUUCACAUGUGCCCGCAUUACCCUUAGGUUUUAAAGCCAUACCUAUGCCUUGGACUUUACAUGCUUGUUAUAUUUUAUAUAUUUUAAUUGUUAUUUAUCCUAAGUCAUGGUAUGCCGUCCAGGUUGUUCGUCGCUUCGAUUCUCAACGCUCUUUUGAAUAAAAUAAUAUUUCCUGAUACCUUUC